Molecule: messenger RNA, 1687 nt
Organism: Syngnathus typhle (broad-nosed pipefish)
Lineage: Eukaryota; Metazoa; Chordata; Actinopteri; Syngnathiformes; Syngnathidae
Gene: ctdspla
Product: CTD (carboxy-terminal domain, RNA polymerase II, polypeptide A) small phosphatase-like a
Exons: 8
Coding region: 253-1092 (279 amino acids)
Molecular function (GO): RNA polymerase II CTD heptapeptide repeat phosphatase activity
Source: RefSeq, a predicted model, not a curated record
CUGUGGAUGCGGUAACAGAAAUAAAGUGUGCACGGGGGAAGCGCACAGGGACGGAGUUAUUUUUCUUCAAAUAUAGCCCCCCCUCAUCUUGCUUAAAUGUUGCGGUGUCCCCCACACGCAUGAACGGGUCAUGAUGCAGCGGCCGGUUUGCAAAGUCUCCUGGGAUUUGUAGUCGACUGGCUUUGACAGUCAUGUUCGCCGAGGAAUAACACGGUGCAGCCCCACGAAGGCACACCACAUCUCGCUUUUUCCAUGGACCACACGUCCAUUAUAACACAGGUUGCAAAUCCCAAAGAGGAGGAAAGCAUUUGCACGAGUCAAGACAAAGUGUCCCAGUCCAACAGCAGCCUCAAGAAACACCGCAGUCGGAGCAUUUUCAGCCCCUUCUUCUGCUGCUUUCGCAACUACAAUGACUACCAGGUGGAACCGCCGGCCGUCAACAACAAGACUCAUGCCCUGCCGCCGCCUCCCGAGGAGAACGGCGCUCCUCCCAAGUGUGACCAGGUGCAGGCUGACCACAUCCCCAGUCCUCCAGCCAAGUUCCUCUUGCCCGAGGUCAGUAUAGCAGACUAUGGCAGGAACUGCGUGGUGAUCGACCUGGACGAGACGCUCGUUCACAGCUCCUUCAAGCCUAUUAGCAAUGCAGACUUCAUCGUUCCGGUGGAGAUUGAUGGAACUGUUCAUCAGGUGUAUGUGCUGAAAAGGCCUCACGUGGACGAGUUCCUGCAAAGGAUGGGGGAGCUGUUUGAAUGUGUCCUUUUCACCGCCAGUUUAGCUAAGUACGCGGACCCCGUGGCAGACCUCCUAGACCGCUGGGGAGUGUUCCGCGCUCGUCUCUUCAGGGAAUCCUGUGUGUUCCACAGAGGAAACUACGUCAAAGACCUCAGCCGGCUGGGCCGAGAGCUCGGCAAGGUCAUCAUUGUCGACAACUCGCCUGCCUCCUACAUCUUCCACCCUGAGAACGCCGUGCCGGUGCAGUCGUGGUUCGAUGACAUGGCCGACAGGGAACUCUUGGAGCUGCUGCCCAUCUUCGAAGGCCUCAGCAAGGAGGACGACGUUUACAGCCUCUUACAGAGCCUGAGGGAGAGGUAGCAGGGUGCUCCCCACCCAAACCCCCUCAAGAGACUUGAUGUACAUAAUCCAUGUUUAUAAGAAGAAGACAUACUUAAAACAAGUACUUUUUCUAUCAAAGUCAUAUUUUAGUUACCAGAAAAAAAAAAAAAAAACGGUUUCGUUCCAGAGUGGGUGACUUUGUUUUUUUCUCUCCUGCAAGAUGUUACUUUGUUUUCUCUUUCAGAAUAAAGUGCCUUCAUUACUGUGCUGGUUUCCUCAUGUUGGGUAGGGGGUGCACUUUGUUACUCCAAUAACCCCUCUCCCAGUCCCGCUCCCCCCCAAAAAAAAAAAAACAGCUAAGCGUUAAUCUGAAUUAUUGCCACACUAUUUAACAAGAAAAUGUGAUUUUGUUGGAUUAAAUUAAUGACGCGUUACUCUUUUGAGUCACUCUGUUCCUCGCAGAUGAUGAACACUGAUUCAGUGUUGAGAAAAAUAUAUUAAUUAGCCUAGAUGAUGUGAAGUUCUAUUUGUCGGGGGAUUCAGCAAAGGAAUCGGUGCGUAUUAAUAUAAUAGGGGGGAAAAAUGGAAAUGGUACUGUACAACAUGAUUAAAGCUGCAAAUUUGCACACGCUCA